Messenger RNA from Trypanosoma grayi, 1074 nucleotides. Its product is annotated as putative arginine N-methyltransferase, type III. Gene Ontology annotation, biological process: peptidyl-arginine methylation. The transcript has a single exon. The record is from RefSeq and is a predicted model, not a curated record. Lineage: Eukaryota; Euglenozoa; Kinetoplastea; Trypanosomatida; Trypanosomatidae. Gene Ontology annotation, molecular function: protein-arginine omega-N monomethyltransferase activity. The coding region runs from base 1 to 1074 and encodes 357 amino acids.
AUGGCACAGAAUGCGCACCGGUCCAACGCCUUCGUGCAGAACUUCGACACAAACUUCCCCGUGCCCGCGCGCCUGCGACACACGCCGACCUCUCUCGUGGAGGCGGUGAACGACUUCCACUUCGCCAUGAUGAACGACGGGCCACGCAACGAGUUUUACUACGAGCUGCUGCGGCGCCACGUGACGCCAGAGACGGGGGUGCUGGAGAUCGGCGCGGGCUCCGGGCUGCUGUCGCUCAUGGCCGCGCAGCUCGGGGCGAAGUGGGUGGUGGCGGUUGAGGGCAGCCCGGAGAUGGCGAAGUUGGCGCGCGCCAACAUACGUGCGAACAAGAUGGAGCACAAAGUCACUGUGCUGCACAUGCUGAGCACGGAGCUGACGCUGCGGGACCUGCCGGAGAAGCCGGACGUGCUGGUGUCGGAGAUCUUCGGCACGCUGCUGCUGGGGGAGUCGGCGCUCGACUACAUUGUCGACGUGCGCGAGCGGCUGCUGAAGCCGACGACAAAAAUAAUCCCGCAGCACGGCACACAGUACGCGGUGCCGAUCGAGUGCGACACGCUGCGCGAUGUGUGCGCCGUGUCUGGGUGGAAGGGGCUGGACCUCACCAACAUGACGGCGCUGCAGGACACCGUCAGUGUCGUCUUCGCGAAGCAGUAUGGCUUCCGCAUGAGCAGCGUGCCUUUCCGCCGCCUCAGUGCGCCGGUGGAGGUCGUCUCCGUCGACUUCGCGACCACGCAGCGGCGCGACAUCGCGCGCAACCUCGACGUUGACGUGGUUGCGACGGAAAGCGGGACGGCUCACGCGAUGCUGUACUACUGGCUGGCGACAGAUGAGGGACUCACCAUGUCGACGGACCCCGCCGACACGCUCAACAACUUCCCGCGCGACAUGCAAUGGGGCCAGGCGCUGCAGUUGCUUGACGCCAGCAACGGCCCGCUGCCGACGCCAGUGACGUUCACCGCGGGGGAGACGUACCGAUUCGUCCGCCACCUCUCCGCUGACCGCGUGACGGUGAACAUGCAUUACUGCGGCUGCAAGGAGACAGCAGCAGCAGCAGCAGCAGGGACGGCGAAGUGA